AUCGCAGCCUGCGAUUCGCAGGAACCCUCUAUACGCAGCAACCCUAGAUCCACCGCACCCUCUCCAAUCGCCACCAUCGUCGUUAGUCGAUUCGCCUCUUGUCGGUGCGCCGCAGGAACGCACCUCUCGUCUUCUUGUCGCUAGGCCCAGACUCGCCACCAUUGCCUCUCUUUUGCAGCUCGCCCACUCCGACACAGCUAUUUGGAGCGAGAGAGGCAGAACUGCGUCACAACUUUGUCGGCGAUCUCUACCAAGCUUUAAACCAGAAUGGAAUAUACACUUUCUUGGAUAGCGAAGAACUGGAAAAGGGAGACCAGAUAUCUCGCCGAUGCUUAUGAAGGCCAUUGAAGAAUUGCGCAUCGCAAUCAUUGUUUCCUCCGAGGACUACGCUUCCUCAAAAUGGUGCUUGGAAGAGGUGGUGAAAAUUAUGGAGUGCAAGGAGCAAAGGAACCUCACCGUUCUACCAGUCUUUUAUAAAGUGGAACCAAGAGUAGUGAGAAAGGGAAGAAUGAGUUAUCGAAGAGCUCUGAAUAAGCACGAGUCCAACUUUAGGAAGGAUUCGGAGAAAGUGAAGAGAUGGAAGAAAGCUCUUUCCAACGCUGGUAACUUGUCCGGUUGGCAUUUGAAUGAUGAGGAUGAGUCGAAGCUUAUACAAGAAAUUGUGAAACGGAUCUCCAGCCAUCUUGACCGAGCACCUUUGCAUGUUGCUAAGCACCGGUUGGGAUAG
This is a messenger RNA of Eucalyptus grandis, 727 nucleotides long. Its product is annotated as toll/interleukin-1 receptor-like protein. The coding region runs from base 329 to 727 and encodes 132 amino acids. Lineage: Eukaryota; Viridiplantae; Streptophyta; Magnoliopsida; Myrtales; Myrtaceae. The record is from RefSeq and is a predicted model, not a curated record. The transcript has 3 exons. Gene Ontology annotation, biological process: defense response; signal transduction.